AUGAGCUCCAACUCUGCGACAGCUUCCCGCACUUCAAAUGCCUCUUCGCCUGGCCUACGCACGCAUCGAAUGCCCGCUCACUUCUGCGUGUUGCAAGGCCGACUCCCAGGGGAUCCGGAUCUGCUCGGAUGGGGGUACGGGCACAUCGGGCCGAUCUACGAGACCAACAGCGGUGACAAUCAGGCAGGCGGCGGCAGUGACACUGACGCGACCCUAUCUUGGUGGCCGAUCCGUCCCACAGGCUUCUCGGUCAUGAUGCGUGGCAAGACAUGUGAGGCUGUCUCCCUGCCUCCGGACUCCUUGCACGGGUCAAGUCUCCACCCGUACCGCCUGAUUCAGCUCGGACCCCAUCCUACCGAAGCGAGGUGGAAAUCCAGCAUCCCCGGGAGUCUCGUCACGAUCUCACAAGUCUUGAACUUCAGCAGUGCAUGUGGCGCGGCCGCAGACCAAGACAGCUCACUCACGAUGUCGUGCCAUCAGCCACCGGGAGCCAAACGCCGUGAGAUCCGCGAGUACGCUCUCCGCUCAUCAGAUUGGCAGGAGUUUGUGAUCUUGGGUGACACGGCGGCGUUUGAGGGCAAGAUCGUCUCGGGGUCCGUCCUGCUCAAAACUCUACCGGACGCAAGCGAUGCUGAGCGUGAGAUUCCGACCGGUCGACCCCCUCUGUUCUCCGGCUCUCGACUCGACGCCACCAUUCUCUUUCUCCCUUCUUCGCCUUUCGACGCUUCGACCACUCUGAAGACACUGACGAUCGACUCGAUGGGCAAAGUGCGAUACGGACUCGACGGGGCCCUGACCCCUGUCAGCUUCCGUUUCGGUUUCGACACCGGCGACACACCUACUUACCUGCAGGUUCAGAGAAGCGACGAUCACGGGCACUGGACCGAGAUGUACUCCCUCCCCAAGUGGUCGGACGGGUGGUCGAAUGGGUGGUCGAUGUUCAUACGUCGCUCCGAGGCUGAUCCGACCUCCGCAGACUACAAACCUGUUGGCUUGGUCCUCUUGAAACGAGAUCCUGCUACAGAGACCACGCAUGACAACGCCACCGUCUAUGGUGAGGGUACCGUGAUCGAGCUCCCAUACAGCAGCGCUCCGGAGCCGAGCCGGACCGGUCAAUGA
This is a messenger RNA of Dioszegia hungarica, 1119 nucleotides long. RefSeq lists its product as uncharacterized. Lineage: Eukaryota; Fungi; Basidiomycota; Tremellomycetes; Tremellales; Bulleribasidiaceae. The coding region runs from base 1 to 1119 and encodes 372 amino acids. The transcript has 2 exons. The record is from RefSeq and is a predicted model, not a curated record.